CCAUCAAGAUCAAGAUCAAGACCAGCCAGUAGGGAACUGGAAGAACAAGACACUUGGCAGUUGGCAGGGGAAGAACAGGCAAUUCGAAUUACAUGGAAGGAACGGGGAAAAGGAAACGGCAAGGGUUGUAAACGUUACAAAUUUUGAUACGAUGCCGACAAAAAGACCACAUAUGCCCGGACAAAAUAUGUUAUCUAGCAAAUUAUGUGGAAAAAGUGUUGUAUAUAUUAAAGUAGCAGAAGAGGACAGGCCUAUGAAGCGAUAUAAACUUGAUUCAAAAGCAGAGCACUUUACUAUUGGAUGCUUUGAAUCUAAUUCUGAUGGCAUAUUCUGAAUUGAUCUGAACAGGACUUGUACGAUCUCUGAUUAUUUUACCUGUGUGUUGAAGGUUGGCACAGCCAAGAACCACAAGAUGCGUACAGUUAAGGUGACUCAGGACGUGCCUGCCAAUGCCCUUGCCUUGGAUCCUUAUGACACACAGGUGGUCAUUGCAGGCAGACAUGUUUUCAAGAUCUUUGCCUUGGAGGAAGAUGGUUUGGUGGAACGAGCCAAUCUGAGGGCUGGAAAACAUCUCAACCUCAACUUUUCAUGCAAUGAUGUUGUGUGGAACCCCUUGGAGGAUGCAGUGUUGGCAACAGCUUCCACCAAUGGUGCAGUAGUCACCUGGAACCUCAACAAAGCCUCACGCUCCAAGUUGGACUGUGUAUUCAAUGACCACAGCCGCACAGUGCAGAAGGUUAGCUUUCAUCCCUCUGAAGCUCACCUUCUCAUAUCUGGCUCCCUUGAUGGAUUCAUGAAGCUGUUUGACCUCCGACGGAGGGAGGCCACCCAGACCUACACCAGUAAUGCAGAGAGUGUGAGGGACUUGCAGUUCAACCCACACCACAGCAUUCACUUUUGUGCCGUCUCUGAGAGUGGCAAUGUGCAGUUGUGGGACAUGCGCCGUCCAGACCGUGUGGAGAAACAGUUCACUGCUCAUGGUGGACCCAUUUUUGCCCUGGACUGGCACCCAGAAGUCAAAACCUGGAUUGCUACGGCUGGACGGGACAAAACUAUUAAGGUAUGGGAUCUGAAUGAGAAUCCAACUGUCUGCAACACCAUCCAGACCAUUGCUUCAGUGGGUCGUGUCAAGUGGAGGCCAAACACCAGAUACCAUAUUGCAAGCUCAGCCUUGUUGUGGGACUGCAGCAUCAAUGUGUGGGACAUCCGUCGUCCUUACAUCCCACUGGCUGCUUUCAAUGAGCACAAAAACCUUACCACAGGCAUCUGCUGGCGUUCAGAGGCCAAUAGACUACUCUCUGUGGGCAAGGACUGCACACUGAUCCACCAUGCCUUCCAAGAUGCUUCUCGUCCCAUGGAGGAGGUCAACCCAAGUGCCCUUGACAUCAGUGUCUUUGGCAAUAUUUCAAAUGCUGCUCGCAACAAGGAUGAGUCAGAACCAGUGGGCAGCCUGGCCAAGCUGAUGCCAGUUUUCAGGAGAACCGUUUCCCAUGCUGAGCACAGUGGACAGGUAUUGUCCUCACUGCAGCUGAUGAGUCCUGCUGAUGAUGGGCCAAUCUCCUCCCAUUACAUAGUCCAGUCUGCACAUCAGUACCUUCUGACUGGCCGCUCCCUUGCUGAAAUCUGUGAACACAAUGCAGGUGUGGCCAAGCAGCUCAGCAGGCACCAGGUGGCUCUGACUUGGCAAAUGAUGCAGAUGCUCUAUGUGGGUGCCAGUGGGGGAAGUGACCAUCCCACCACCACCAGGGAUGACCCUUCUCUGCCCCCAGACACCAAUCCUGACACAGAAACCAGGACUGCACGCCACUUCUCUGGUGGUGAUGGUGGUGGUGACACUUCAGGGGGUGGAGGCUUCAGUGCUGAAGAAGGUGACACAGAGACAGAUGACACAGAUAACCAUGACAUGAAGCUGACCAACAUUGCCAGUGGUCUCACCAUCAACCAGGACUUCUUCUUUGGGGAUGGUGAAAUCAGCCAGAUCCCUUUUGAUUAUGAGCAUCUCAAUAACACAGACACCAGCCAGGACUGGACUCUGCCCAAUGAGGCCUUUGAGCCACGCCAUGACAUCCUUACUCGUUCAGCUAUGCCACCUCAGGAGUUCUCUUCCAAGUGUUUGUCUGGGGAGAUGCAGGACAGUGGUGGAGGAGAAAGUGGGAGAGGUGGUGGAGUGUCAGGUUAUGUGGUAGAAGCUCCAUCCCUGUUGAAUGUGGUGCGGGGAGUGAAGAUGCCGGCUUGGGACUGUGGCCAGCUGGUGGUGGAGAUGCUGUAUCAUUAUGCCAGUCAAGGAGAUGUGCAGAUGGCUGUCACCUGUAUUAUUGUUCUUGGAGACAGGCUCAAGGGACUUCUUGAUGCUGACCAGGUGGAACACUGGUUCCUCUCCUACAUCGAUCUGUUGCAGCGAUUCCAGCUGUGGAAUGUUGCCAAUCAAGUUAUUCAGCUGGCUGCUGGGCUGCCAUCAGUGCAGCAACUCAACCAACAGUCUACUGUAGUCACACUGCAGUGUGGCCGCUGCAACUACAGUUUAGGCAAGAACAGCUUGUUGUGCCGUAAGUGUGGAUGUGUAUCAGCCCGCUGUGCCCUGUGCCACGGUCUGGUGCGUGGACUGUUUGUGUGGUGUCAAGGCUGCUCUCAUGGUGGCCACCUCCAUCACAUCAAGGAUUGGAUGGCCAGCAACCGGGCAUGUCCAGCUGGCUGUGGUCACCUCUGUGAAUACACCUAGUGAAGCUUCACUUGACUGAAUUUCCUAUAAAAAUCUGUGACAGAAUGUAAAGCUAUUUGAGGAUUUUUGAAUAAAGACUUUUAAUGAGACUAAAUUUCCUACCUUCAAUUUUAGAGUCUUUCUCAGAUUAAAUUUACCUGUGCUGUGUAUCUUUCAUUUAACUUCUCUAACAAUACAAAAUUCUGCAAUUAUUUAACCUACUAAGUGGAGCACAUCAUGCCUUACUUUAAUUUUACAGAAAUCUUCAUUCUUAGGGACUUCAAAAUUUAUUGGCAGCUUUGGCUUUAUUUCCCUUCACUGACCAACAUAGUGAACUUUGCAGUUCUCCACAACCUGGAGCAACUAGUGCAGCACACUGUCCAUCUUGGAUCCAUCUUAUAGACAUGCCCAACAUUCUUGACAUUUUCCUAAUAUUUAAUCCUGGGUAUUCUGUAACUUUCAUCUCUGUUGAGCUCCUCUGAUCUUAACCUCAUUUUUGUAUUUUAUGAAGCGAAGGUCAUAGAAUAAACAAAAAUAUGGGUCCAUUAAGGGAAAGCCCAAACAAAGUCCUCAAGAUUUCAGCUUCCACAACGUUAGGUAUUCAGUUACAUCUCUGCCAGUUUUUUCUGUUACUCCAGGUGCUAACUUUAUACAGGGGCCUUAUCCACUUGUAUGGAAUACUGUUCCAAUAUAUGAAAUAGGAGACAGUUCCACUCUCACAGCUUCAUGAAACAAAAAGUUUUUCAUCUCAUCAAAUCCUCUCUAAUCUCUCACACUCUGCCUAUCCUCCAUGAUACUUCUAAAGUUAUUGCUCUUAUAAACAUCUUACAUGCAUGCCUUUCCCACUCACAGUCUUGCUGCACAAGAUUUUCUAUUUACUUUCAUCCCUAUUCAUUUUACCUUAUCAAGAGUUAAGAAGUGUCUAUGCAAACUUUUUUUUUUUUUUUUUUUUUUUAAACCUUGGUCAUCAUCCACAUUUACAUGUAAAAAUCACUUAUGCUGUAGAGCAAAAUCUAACAGAGCCUGAAGCUGGAUCAUUAUAAUAAUAAUAAUAAGCUUAUACAGAUUAAAAAGAUUUGUAUAUUGUUGGAAUACAAUAAAUAUCUAAGCACAAACAAACAAAUAAAUUGAUUAAUCAAUUAAUAAAUAAUGAGUAAACAAGAAAUAUACACAACAAAUAAAUAAUCAAUAGGUCUGGUAAAAAAGUAGAGGAAAUAUUUGCUUUGCUUAUUGUGUUUUGUGAGUAAUUACGUACACCACUACAUUGCCAGCAUGAGACUCAUGGACUAUGUAUGUCUGAAUGAAAACAACACAAAGCUGGGUAAAUGUCUCCCUCUAUGGUGGCAGCAAGACUUGAGCAGGAAAUCACCUCAUAAUGAAUACUUGGAACUGCCUCACCUAACCUUUGGUGAAGCAUGUACAGUCAUUGUCAGAAGUAGUGUAACUGCACUGCCUUCCUUUGUGUUUAGGGUUUUCCAUUGACCAUAAAUUCUCCAAUCUGCUAAAAAUCUACUUAAGGUCAGGUUAAGUAUGAAAAUUGAGCAGAUUAAAGAACUUAAGAUUGAGGAAAAAUGCUAAAGGUAAUGGAAAUUAGUGGGGAAGGUUAUUUGACUUCUGAUGAUGAUAGAACAUUAAUCCUCCACCAUUGUUCAUCACUGCAAAUAGUGGUAAAUUAGAGAUGCAGCAUUAGUCUGUAGCAAGGAGAGGGUCUGUUAGUGACUACAGACAAAUACAAUUAUAUACAUGGGAUUUUGAAGUAAAGAUGGUAACAGAUUUAAUCUGCAACAGUGAGGCAAUGAGGUAUUUUGAAGGCCAUGUAUGUACAGUUGUCCCAGGUGUGAUGUUAUGAAUUUCAGUGAAUUUCAUACAUGUAAAUCAAAUAAAUUUAAGUGAAUUUCAUAUCCAUAAAUCAAAUAAAGAUUAAUAUAUGGAUCAAUGAGCUGCUUUAUAUCAAGAACUGCAAAGAUCAAGAAUAAAUAGAGGAUGCUAUAGUAGAGGUUAAUCAUCAGUGAGUGUUUUUAUCAGAAACAUUUUGUUGCAUAUGACAUCACUUCUUUGGACAACUGUACACCAUUGGCAAGGGAUAACUACUUAGAAACUCUUAAGAAAUACAUACAUACAUAACUCACAAAAUAUAAAAUGGAUGCUACAAAGUACAAAAAAAAUGCAUAAUUUUACUCAUCAUCUGACAAUCAAUUAGACCUCAUUAAAGCUAUGGUUACAAUUAAAUGAGCUUAUUGAACUAUGUUAACAAUGACAUGAUUCCUCUAUUAUAGGUUCUGUCCCAAGCAGCUCCCUCUAAUAGCUCUCCUUAAGAUUAAUUUCUUUGUUUUUUUAGCAUAAGAUAUUAUUUCAGUUAUUCAUCUUUACAUUUCUUUUGACUUAACUAAACACUAAAUGAAGUAAUAGAAGAGAUAGAAAGGAUCUGUUAGUGGAACUCAUCAGUACAGAAGAUUAAUCUCUAUAAAAAGAAAUGACAUUUAAAAUAAAUAAAUGAAUAAAUAAUCAAAUGAAUAAAUAAAUAUGUAUGUGAAUAAGACUACUGUACAGCAAUUUCAAACAAAAUAUACUGCUUUGAUUUU
Scylla paramamosain (green mud crab) is the source of this 5280-nucleotide messenger RNA. RefSeq names its product GATOR2 complex protein WDR24-like (gene Wdr24). Lineage: Eukaryota; Metazoa; Arthropoda; Malacostraca; Decapoda; Portunidae. Gene Ontology annotation, molecular function: protein binding. The record is from RefSeq and is a predicted model, not a curated record. The transcript has 18 exons. Gene Ontology annotation, cellular component: vacuolar membrane; cytosol; GATOR2 complex. Gene Ontology annotation, biological process: positive regulation of macroautophagy; cellular response to amino acid starvation; positive regulation of TORC1 signaling. The coding region runs from base 413 to 2719 and encodes 768 amino acids.